AGUAGCUAGUAGUAGGGGCUCAGUUUUCCGCAACUCCACGACAAGCGCGUAUUUUGCGUGAAGGCAGGCUGUAGGUUACUCCAGCCAGCCCAGCUCGCCAAAGAACCCCAGCAGUCCGUUAAUGUUGCUGGUGAUCUCUGGCGGCGACCUCGGCGGACCAAGGUAUCUGACCCUGUAGUCGGACACUGCCGGGCAGUGUAUCUAUAUGUGGUACAUCUGCUUGCUGGCGGCGCUGUUACUGCCAAGUGCGGUACUGACACAGGAGAAUUCUGAUCUGAACCCUGACGAUGUGAACUGGUUGAACCGAGUCCUUGGCACGCCACCGACCAGCACCACGACCAGCACUAGCAGUACCACAGCCGCACCACAGAACACGAUUCUGGAUCCAGUUCUCGAUCAGGACUUCAAUGAAAGUGCUGUGUGCACGACGGACACGGGCGAGAAUGGCAUCUGUGUCUUGAUACAGCAGUGCAAGGAUGGAGUCAUAGACAAUACAACUCUCAUCGACUUAAGGAUUGGAUCGUGCCCUCACUACUUACAAAUGUGUUGCCUGCGUUCGGCCGCUACCAGAGUACAGCCGACGCCGCCACCGGUGACCGCCGGGUGCGGCUGGAGCAACCCCGGCGCCGGAAUAUUCCGCACCAAGGACGCAGACAAUAUUAACAGGAAGACAUACGCAGACUAUGGGGAAUAUCCCUGGAUGGUUGCUGUGAUGAGAGCGGUCAACAGCGAAGAGGCCGUAGAAUGGAAGCAGUCUGACUAUUACGGAGGUGGCGCAAUCAUCCACCCGUCCGUGGUCAUCACCAUCGCCCACAAGGUGGAUUGGCAAACACCCAGCCAGAUAAAAUGCCGCGCUGGCGAGUGGGACACGCAGACAACUAUGGAGCUGUAUCCUACUCAAGAGCGGCUUGUCAAUAAGAAGAUCAUCCAUGAAGAGUACUACAGGACUCCGGCAGUCAACGACGUGGCGCUGCUGAUUCUGGUGAGCCCCUUCAAUCUUGAGGACGCGCCGCACAUCGGCGUAGCGUGUCUCUCUCCUCGUGUACCUGCGCCUGCCACCAAUUGCUACAGCAUGGGCUGGGGCAAGGACUUCCAGCAGAAGAACAAAAACGCCGUCAUACUCAAAAAGGUGGAACUGAGCUAUGUGGAGCCAGGGCCGUGCCAGGCUGCGCUGCGGCGCACGCGAGUUGGUCCGCGCUAUACGCUGCAUGACUCGCACUUGUGUGCUGGUGGCGUGCCCGGCGUCGACACCUGCAAAGGCGACGGCGGCUCCUCUCUCGUCUGCCCAAUACAGGAGGGUGCAGAUUCCAACCGGUACGCGGUUUACGGACUGGUUGCGUUCGGCAUUGGCUGCGGUAAACCCAUCCCCGCUGUCUACGCCAAUAUCCCCAAAUUAUACGCCUGGGUUGACACAAAGAUGGCUGCGGAGAAAUUCGACACAUCUUCAUACAAAUUUUAAUCAAUACUAGGUUUUUAAUUCUGAAUUUAAAAUUAAUUUAAGUGAAAAGCAAUAAAAACUCGAAAUA
This is a messenger RNA of Papilio machaon (common yellow swallowtail), 1526 nucleotides long. RefSeq names its product phenoloxidase-activating factor 2. Gene Ontology annotation, molecular function: serine-type endopeptidase activity. NCBI's taxonomy places the organism in Eukaryota, Metazoa, Arthropoda, Insecta, Lepidoptera, Papilionidae. The coding region runs from base 206 to 1459 and encodes 417 amino acids. The transcript has 10 exons. The record is from RefSeq and is a predicted model, not a curated record. Gene Ontology annotation, biological process: proteolysis.